UUUUGUCACUACUUUCAAAGAACUUGGAGUUGGUAUUGACAGUCAAGUUUGUGAACAGUCAAACGUGGGACGUUGGGACAAAUAUUUACUAUUGCCUCAAACUUGUGAUCAAAAUACAACAAAACUAUCAAUUUUAAAAAUAAGAAAAACCGAUAACUAGUAAUGUUUUGUGAGGAUUAUACCGUUAGCUGUUUCGAUACACAAAUACUUUAAAUUAAUAUUAAUAAUUGGUAACCAAUGUCUAUCCUGAUGUCAGAAAAUGGUGAGGAGAGAACUGUUUGCUCAUCAAAUUCUUCAGAAGCUAAAGCUCCAACUGAAGACAUGAAAGCACCUUCGAUAGCCACAAGAAAUUCUUUUUCUAUAGCUAGCAUCCUAAGUAGAGAUGAUCCGAAAAAAGAAUUUCAUGUUGUUCCAAAUGAUGUCAAUACCUGCCUUGCCAGAAGGAACUUUCAGAAUAUUGCAUUUGAACCACGUCUGGCGAUUAUGCGACACGCGCAGAACUUUUGUAAUCAUCAACAACAUGCAUAUGUGAAACAGAUAUAUCCUCAUUAUGCAUGGAAUCCUGUUUCAACUCGAGAAGAGAAUAGGAACAAUAAUUCAGAGAGUCCUCCUACCUCUCAGCAAGUAUCCUCCUCACCAUCCUUUCAUUCUCCCUAUCGUUUGGAUUUGAACAAUUCCAGUAGAUCUCCCAGCCCCAAUACAGCCUCAGCUUCUCAAUUGCGGCCUGACUCUGGAGGUUCAGACUCAGAACAUGAGACUGGUUCCAAAUCUUUAUGCGCAGGUGAUGGAUCCGGUCAAGGUGAUGACAAGAAAACUAAAACUCAUCGGAGGAAAAAGAAGACAAGAACAGUUUUUACACGCAGCCAAGUAUACCAAUUGGAAGCCACAUUUGAAAUGAAACGGUAUCUUUCUAGCUCAGAGCGAGCUGGACUCGCAUCUUCAUUGCACCUGACUGAAACUCAGGUCAAGAUCUGGUUUCAAAAUCGACGUAAUAAGUGGAAACGCCAAAUGGCAGCUGACAUAGAAGCUGCUAACUUGCAUGCAGCAGCAACUCAAAGACUUACUAGGGUACCUAUUUUGUACCAUGAGAGAGCAAGUGGAGGAACAUCUCCUAUUCCAGGGAAUGGACUGCCCGUGGUGAGUGCUGCUGCAACAGCAUUUUCUAAUUAUCCGGCUUUAUUUUAUCCACCUUAUGCGGCAGUCCAACCAACAGCUGUUCGUCCCACGCUUUCUGGAAUGGGAUGAAAAGCUCAAUUAUAGGACAAUUAUUUAACUAACGUUGUAAAUAGAUUCUGAGUAUAGUUAAACAAAAAUAUUUAUUGUAUAUAGAUAAAAACAAUAUCAUAGCAUUUUCUGAGAAGAAACCUUUUUUGUACUUUUUGAACCAAACAUGAAAGUUAUAGUUUACUGAGGAAGCAGAAAAUGCUGCAGUUUGAUUCGGCUUUGUGAAUUAUUCGUCACAUACUGAAGAACUUUUAAUAAUAAAAACUGAUUUAAUAUCACUUUAAACAAUCAUAUAUAUUUAUGCGAAUUAUUCAUAAAUCUGUGUAAUGAAUAUUGUGUUUUGCAAACUAAUGCACAUUUAUUUCACACUUUUACUUAAACUUGAGAUUUAUUUCCGUUAUUCGACACAUUGAAUAUUGGAAGUAAUAAAAUUAGUACUUAAAGCUUCGCAUAGUAUAAAGAUUAAAAAAGAAUUGUUUUUAUUUAAGUAAUUAGGCUGUUAUCUUGGAAAGAUAAGCAUUAUUCUCAGUGCUUAAAAAAUUUGCAUUUAUGUUCUAAAUUAAACUGUUUGGAUGUUUUUUUUGAUGUACAGAAUGGUUUGUGAUUUGCAAAAAAUUUAAAAUGCAAAAUAAUUUACAAUACUUGAAUUACUGUGAUUUUACUUGAAUUACUAUGUAAUUUAAAUGUUGAUAAGUACAUAAUGUUUCUUCUUUACAGUAAAUUAUUCGUAAAACUAUAAUUUUCAAAAAAGCCAAUAAUUAAAAUUUGUAAGUUUAAAAUAAUUUAGAUUAUUUAAAAAGCGCUGGUGAAUUCUGAUUACCAGGCCAGCAUUUUUUUUGCGAAACUGAUGAAAAUCUUUGAAAAAAGUAGCUUUGAGUAUUUUAAAAAAAAUAUCAGUCAAUUUAUAA
Molecule: messenger RNA, 2132 nt
Organism: Parasteatoda tepidariorum (common house spider)
Lineage: Eukaryota; Metazoa; Arthropoda; Arachnida; Araneae; Theridiidae
Biological process (GO): regulation of transcription by RNA polymerase II
Cellular component (GO): nucleus
Molecular function (GO): RNA polymerase II transcription regulatory region sequence-specific DNA binding; DNA-binding transcription factor activity, RNA polymerase II-specific
Source: RefSeq, a predicted model, not a curated record